UGAUUUAUUAAGCUCAACUUAACAAGUGGAGAGUCAGAGUCAUGGCUAGCAUUACAUUCAAGGAUCUUCCAACUGUUGUACUGCGAACCUAUCAGGUUCUACGCAUUGGCAAUAAUAUCCACGACAAGGAGCUGGACUUUUGUCUCGACGACAAGUCUGUGGCCAAGUUGCAUGCAACGUUGACACGCAGCGAGAAGGGAAUAUUUCUGGUCAACGAGAGCCGCAACGGAUGUGUCAGUUUAAAUGGUCAGUGCUUUAGUGGACCUGUCUUAAUCACCUAUCGGGAUGCGAUCAAUGGCCUUGUCAAGCUACGUUUUGGCCGUGUUGAGGCCACGCUACGUGUCUCGGGCAGUUUGGGAGGUUAACACCAAUAAAUGGGGUCACUGGAUCGUUCCAAAGGGGACAUCAGCUGCA
Messenger RNA from Drosophila innubila, 414 nucleotides. RefSeq lists its product as uncharacterized. Gene Ontology annotation, molecular function: protein binding. The coding region runs from base 42 to 365 and encodes 107 amino acids. The transcript is spliced from 2 exons. Lineage: Eukaryota; Metazoa; Arthropoda; Insecta; Diptera; Drosophilidae. The record is from RefSeq and is a predicted model, not a curated record.